Camellia sinensis is the source of this 528-nucleotide messenger RNA. Lineage: Eukaryota; Viridiplantae; Streptophyta; Magnoliopsida; Ericales; Theaceae. The record is from RefSeq and is a predicted model, not a curated record.
AUGGAUUUAUCUUGGAACAAAAUCUCGGGAAACAUACAGCCAUUCAUUGGGGCCUUUCAGUGCCUUAGCUCUCUAAACCUGUCAAUAAACUCGUUUGAAGGUAUCAUUCCACAAUCUUUUGGUGAUUUGAUAGCAUUGGAAUCUAUAGAUCUCUCUUACAAUAAUCUAUUUGGCAGCAUACCCAAAUCUCUUGAGAAACUUAAGUAUCUCAGUUAUUUGAACUUGUCAUUCAAUAAGUUGUCUGGAGAGAUUCCAAGUGGAGGACCUUUUGCAAAUUUCACUGCAAAAUCUUUCUUGCAUAAUGAAGCACUAUGUGGAAGCCCAUAUUCACAAGUCCCACCGUGCAACCAUGGUACCAAAAAAUCUAAUAUGAAAAAAAUAAUGCUCACAUGUGUCGUAGCAGCCACUGUUUUGGUGGCAGCUAUUGGAUUCUUAUAUAUGCUGAGAAAAUGUCAACAAAGUAAAGUGCGGAUUCCUGAUUCUGUUAAAUUGUUAUCAACCGUGGAGCAGAGAUUGAUUUCAUAUUAG